UGUGUGGUGCGUGAAAAAUUUUCCCGUUUUGUGUUGGUGGGUAGCGGAAAGUUAAAAGAGUCAUUCAUUCUAUUUGUAAAUUAAAAGAAAAAGUAAAUAAGACAAGUAACUGUGGUAAUUUUUUAAGUCAAAAGUGGAGAAAUUUUGCAUAUUUACGUCAGAUAAUUAAAGUCUGAUGUGUUCCAUUCUUGGAUUUGUAUCUUUUGAUACAGAACAUUCAAAAUGUACUAUUUAUGUUUGAACACAUGGCACUGACGUCGAAAAAGAAAUCCCCAUUGCGUUAACUGGUUUGUGUGAGCAGCGACAACUUACUGCUUUUGAUUGUGGACAUACCAACACACCAACCAAUCAAUAAAAGGAUUUGCAGUCUUAACUACGCAAAGUCAAGCCUUAGGGUCAAGGAAAUACCGAAUAGCAAUGCGAACAGCAUCGAAGAAAAUCAAACAAUACACAAACAAAACAGCGAACGGCACAUGACUGCAUCACAAACGAAAUUACCGACGCCGAGGACGACGACAUAAAGGUCGCCACAGAAUAACCGAACACGAUACCGAAGCCAAAAGCAAUACAAAACAAAAACAAACGACGAAAAAAGAAAAUAAAACGAAGGUGAAAUCAACAAAUCCGCAGCAGAACCCGCAGUACUACUACAAAUGUGCUUGCAAGCGCUCUGCACGGUAAAGAGGGAUAAUCAUCAUAGGCACCGUUGCCACUAUUACCACAAUACUACUACAACAAAUGUACAUACAUAACAGAACAGCGCGUGCUAAUAUUUACUAAUACUAUAAAGGCAUUAACUGUAUCACAAUUAAAGUAUCUUCUAUUAGCAAUUGUACUCGCUUAGGAUAAAUUGCUCUGGUCCUCGCGACAGUGUUUCUUAAUCGUUGGCCGGUGUUUCGCAUGCCUUUACUUAUUAGUGGUAUUAAAAAGUCUAACACAUUAAAAAAUGUCAAUACAAGUCAAGUAGUAGAACGCGAAGCACAUUAAUCAACUAACUGUAUCCAAAGCUUUUUCAAAUUUAAAGCCCUCCAUAUUUUUCCACUUUUUAAGUCGUAAAUAAUAAAAAAUCCAAACAUAACUAGACUGAUAGUUUAUAUUAUAUUAAUAAAUUAAACAUCUCAAUUGAAUUUAAAACUAAGCGAGCGUUCACAAAAUCAACAAAACACAAACAAGCAACUUAAGCGUGCAACAAAUGAUCUCGAAAUCAAAACGGAAUUCCAUGAUAACGCAAUAAAUGCAACAAAAUGUUGAACUUAUUUUAGUUUAAUGCAAAAUCAUAAAAACAUACACAAAUACACAUUAAAACAACUCAAAGGAAUAUUGAUAAACCAAAUACCAACAAAUAACAUUGCCAAAAACAGAUAGAAUUGCAGCAUUUUUCAUAGCAACAACAAACUUACAAAAAAAAUUAAAUAUUAAAAAUAAAAAAAAAAAACGUAAAAUAAAAUAAACGGGCAAAAACAAACCAAAAAAGAGCCAACAAUAUUGUAAACGUGAAAUGUGUCGGAACAAUGCUAAGCAUUUAAGGCGCGCUGCUCUCAUGAAUAAUCAAAUUUAAUACAAUACAAAAAGAGAAAAAAAAAGUUGAACGUUUUUAUUGUUUGUUUUUACAAAAGUGAUUUUCCUCCUUUAGCGGCAGCAAAUUCGUUGCACACCAUUCGUUACACGUUGGUUUUGUUAAUAGAGUGCCACAGCAGAGCGAGCUGCUGGCGCAGGAUAAACAAAUUUUAUUUAUAACCUACCGUGCAACUGAGCGAGCGUAGCAGCAGUGAGCAUUGAGCGAGCAGCCAGCAAGCGAACAGAAUGGGCAAUAAAUGUUGUAGCAAGCGGCAGGAUCAGGAGCUGGCUCUCGCCUACCCGAGUGGUUAUAAGAAAUCAGAUUACACCUUUGGCCAAACGCAUAUUAAUAAUAGCGGCCAAAAGCACAACAAUGGCGGCUCGUUGGAUUCACGUUACACACCGGAUCCGAAUCGUGGCCCGCUUAAAAUUGGCGCCAAGGGUGGCGCUGACAUAAUACGCCCCCGUACAACACCAACUGGCGUUCAAGGUGCCCUGCCUAACAAGCGGCGCGUUGUUGUCGCCCUAUACGACUACAAGUCGCGCGAUGAAUCUGAUUUGAGUUUCAUGAAGGGUGACCGGAUGGAAGUAAUCGACGACACUGAAUCCGAUUGGUGGCGUGUAGUCAAUUUGAACACACGUCAGGAGGGUUUGAUACCUCUAAAUUUUGUCGCCGAGGAGCGUAGUGUGAACAGUGAAGAUUGGUUCUUUGAAAAUGUGCUACGAAAAGAGGCCGAUAAGCUCUUGUUGGCGGAAGAGAAUCCACGCGGUACAUUUCUGGUACGCCCCUCGGAGCACAACCCCAAUGGGUAUUCGUUGUCGGUGAAGGACUGGGAAGAUGGACGUGGCUACCAUGUGAAGCAUUAUCGCAUCAAGCCACUCGACAAUGGCGGCUACUACAUUGCCACAAACCAGACUUUCCCUUCGUUGCAGGCGCUGGUGAUGGCCUACAGUAAAAAUGCACUUGGCCUUUGCCACAUUCUGUCACGUCCGUGCCCGAAGCCGCAACCACAAAUGUGGGAUUUGGGACCGGAAUUGCGUGACAAGUACGAGAUUCCACGCUCCGAAAUUCAGUUGAUACGCAAAUUAGGACGCGGCAACUUCGGUGAAGUAUUCUACGGCAAGUGGCGCAACAAUAUUGAUGUCGCUGUGAAAACACUGCGCGAAGGUACCAUGUCGACACAGGCGUUCCUGCAAGAAGCGGCUAUCAUGAAGAAGUUUCGACACAAUCGACUGGUGGCAUUGUAUGCUGUAUGCUCACAGGAGGAACCCAUUUACAUUGUGCAAGAAUACAUGUCUAAAGGCAGCUUAUUGGACUUUUUACGUGAGGGUGAUGGCCGCUAUUUACACUUUGAAGAUCUUAUUUAUAUAGCCACACAAGUGGCAUCCGGCAUGGAAUAUCUCGAAUCGAAACAAUUGAUACAUCGCGAUUUGGCCGCACGAAAUGUGCUAAUCGGCGAGAAUAAUGUUGCAAAAAUUUGUGAUUUCGGUUUAGCGCGUGUUAUCGCUGACGACGAAUACUGCCCCAAGCAGGGAUCGCGUUUCCCUGUGAAAUGGACCGCCCCAGAGGCGAUAAUCUAUGGCAAAUUUUCAAUAAAAUCCGACGUAUGGUCGUAUGGUAUUUUGUUAAUGGAACUAUUUACCUACGGACAAGUGCCAUAUCCAGGCAUGCAUAGUCGAGAAGUCAUUGAGAAUAUCGAACGAGGCUUCCGCAUGCCAAAACCAACUAAUCAUUAUUUCCCUGAUAAUAUUUAUCAUCUACUACUACAAUGCUGGGAUGCGGUGCCGGAAAAACGACCAACAUUUGAAUUCUUAAAUCACUAUUUCGAGUCGUUCACUGUGACGUCCGAGGUGCCCUACCGAGAGGUGCAGGACUAAGCAGCGAACAUAGUAGCACUCAAACAGCGGCGAGAGUGCUGCAACAUUGCCAGUGCGACAUAUACAUACAUAAAAAUAUACAAACAUAAAUUAACUAGAUUUAAUUUUAAGCCUUUUAAAUUGAAUUGAGAAGUAAGCCGCAUAAGAAAGAGAUAUAAAAAACAGACAAAAAACAAAACAAAAAAAUGGAAUGAGAAAGUGAAAGAGAUGUGGAGUAGCGCUAACGGUUGGCAGCAAAAUAGAGGUGCAUACACACGCAUGCUACAUAUACGAGAGCGCUGACAUUGUCAAUGAUGUACCAAUUGAAAGACAAUUUUUACAUUCAAAACAGAGAAUAGAAAAAAUACUGCUACAUACUAAAUGCUAUUCUACAUUAUAUACAUUACAUAUAGUACGAGUAUGAUAUAUACGAACGUUUAUGAUAGUAUAUGAGAAACAAAAACAAAACAAAAAAUAUUUUACACUUGAUAAGCGAAAUCUUUUAUAAUUUAUAUAGAGGUAUUUAUGUAAUUUUAAGCUUAUGGCAAAUGAAUUGUGCUAUAUGAGAAAAGCAUUUAACAAAAAUACAACAACCACAACAAUAAAACUUUUAGUCAAAAAAGCUGCAAAAUUAAAAAACAUCUUAAAAAAUUCCAAAACGAAUGAAUAUAGUAAUUUUUUGAAAGUAUUUAUUAAAUUUAUUGCGCGUACGUAGCAUUCUAUUCCUCUCUACCUCUUCCGCUCUCUCGCUCUCUCUCUUUCCCUCUGUCUAUCUCUCUAUUUAGCGCAUUAUUAAAUAAUGCCCCUAUUUUAAUUUUAUUAUUUACAUUAUUCUUGUUAAUUUGCGUUCACGAGUGCUUAUUUUCUUCAUUCUAUAUAUUAUAUACAUUAAUGUAGUGUGUAGUACUUAAACCUUAUAUUGUUGUAAGUUUACUGAACAUUUUCCGAAUAUUUCCAACUGAAUUUACUAUACUAUUGUACUCCUUUAAGAACUAGUUUAUAUAAGUAUGUAACAAGUUUAAUAACCAAUACAAAAAGUGUGCAAACAAUGGUACUGCAUUUAUACAUACAGUUUAUUUUUAGUAUACUACACCGCAUAUACAACACGUAUCUCUUAGAUACAUAUACAUGCAUACAGACAUGUGCAUCAUUUAAAAUAAGUAAAUAAGUAGCAUUUUAUAAAAAGUACGCUACCGAAAGAACAAUUAACCUUUAACGCUAUGAAAAUAAUACGUAAGCCAUUAAGCAUGAAUUAGUGGUAAAGAGCCGUUUUUAAUGUUGCUUUAAAAAUAAGUUUAUGCGUUUUAUUCGCCAUUCAUUAAUCGCGACAAGUUAGUUUACAUGGAAGUCACUCACAAGCAUAUUCGCAAAUAUUUGUUAUUAUAAUAUCCUAAAACAUUAUGUACAUUUUUUACGCCGAUUGCUGUCGUAUACAGUGAAAAAGUGAAAGCGAGGCCCAAAUUCGGUUCUGCGUUCUUGUGCUUGACGAAGCAAUGCUACCGGAACGUCCCGGUUUUAUAUUCAAAAAAGCAUAGAUAAACCAGCAGCAAAAAAAAAAAAAAUAUUACAACAACACCAACCAAUACAAUUUAAGAUAUCAAUUCCGCCAUCACCCAGAACUUGAAAACCUGGGUUGUUGUAGCAAAAAAAGAGGGGCCAGCACUGCCACAUGUUAGCCACAAUUUUGUAUUGUUGGAAUUUGGUAUUUGCGGAACGCAUUCACUUUUUAUGUAGUUAAAUUUUCAAUCUGCGUUUAGGUAAGACCAACUUUUUGAAAUCUUGACUUUUUAGCUAAGUUAUAAGUAUGUGUAUGCAACUUGUUGUUGUUGUGUUUGUUGUUGGUUUUGUAGUGAAUUUUGCUGGAGUGACUUCCUUGUUCAGCUGUACGUCCGGGUCAUUCCGGUAAUGUAGAAUCGAUGUGGAAGGCUAAAUCAAAGAACGAAUGAAGACAAGAAGGUACAUAUAUUUACCAUUCUCUGCUGCUCAGACUCACCGAGCUUUUGCAAAAGCCAAUUGAUUCACAAACCAGUUAUUUUUUUACGUGGUGAAAUAAGGCAGUUGCGCUUAGGUAGUAAAACGAGCUGGUUGCGACUGCAUCUUGUUGUCCUUCCACUUUCUUUGACGAUUCUAUUUGGGAAUAUAUGUAAGUCAGUUGUGGUAAAUAAACUUUGGAAAAGUUUUUUCGUACUUUAUUUUUGUCCUACUUGUUGUUCCUAUGAAUUCGCCUUCUUGAGUCACAGUUUUGUGAAGAUAAUAUCGAAACAUGCUUUUGAUAUUUUAUUAUUAUAUAAUCGCUUGUUGUUGUUGUAGCAGCAUAAACAUUCCCCAUACUUACAUACGGGGACUGCUGCUGGAAUGACAGUCCUUGGCUGGAUAUAAAUCCCGCUCGUUUCGGUAACGUAGAACCGACUGUCGUGGAAACAACAAGCAUAUUUUGUUUCGACAAAUUAUAAUCGCUAGCAGAUUUUAGUGGAUAGUGAAUGGCGAAAAAAGAAUUGCAUUUUUGUAAACAACUUAAGCGUGAUAGAAAAAAGGGGAAAGUUUAAAAUGCUUUUCAGUGAAAAUUUAACUGUAGUUUAUUCGCAAACUAAAUUUUGGUUUAGCUGAAUAUGAGAUUUAAAUUUCCAUUGAAAAAAAUUAGCCCUUCCUCGCUGUUUCACUAACCCAGUUCGUUAUUUUUGAGCAGAUGCAAAGUGACGAAAACUAAACUCGAAAAUUAUUUAUGCCACUAUUUGCAAACCCUACUAGAUAUUUGUUUCAUUUAUUUGUUUCUUGAAAGUUAAAACUGCGAAGUUACGGCUCUUUAUCCCUACACUUUUGAUAUACUGGCAAACAUAUAACCAGGCACCCAUUGACACUGUCAUCCUCUUUGUUUUGUAUAGUCACUAAGGAAAUAUUUUGUCUUUUUUAACUUUUUUUUAAUUUAUGGCAGGUUAUAUCCUGAAUUUUGUAAGUAAAGUAAAAAGAGUAAAAAGUAAAACUGAA
Anastrepha obliqua is the source of this 6399-nucleotide messenger RNA. RefSeq names its product tyrosine-protein kinase Src64B (gene Src64B). The transcript is spliced from 8 exons. Lineage: Eukaryota; Metazoa; Arthropoda; Insecta; Diptera; Tephritidae. The record is from RefSeq and is a predicted model, not a curated record. Gene Ontology annotation, molecular function: ATP binding; signaling receptor binding; non-membrane spanning protein tyrosine kinase activity. Gene Ontology annotation, cellular component: extrinsic component of cytoplasmic side of plasma membrane. Bases 1804 to 3435 code for a protein of 543 amino acids. Gene Ontology annotation, biological process: protein phosphorylation; innate immune response; cell surface receptor protein tyrosine kinase signaling pathway.